AUGCUCAUCGGUAUAUGUGGCCCAAUAUGCGCGGGCAAAGCGACCGUAGCAGACUACCUGAUCAAANAACACAAUUUCACUCCUCUAACAAUCAAACGAGACGAUGGAACCCCUACCAUCGAGAAAUCUGCAAACUUCGCUCACUGGACAUCUGCCGCUCUCGAAUUUCCCACUGCUCUUUUACUCGAUCAAUAUGUGUCUGAGAACUGGAGGGAAAACUAUGUUUUAACCACUAUCUGGAACGAAGCUAUUCUUGACACUUUGGCUAAACGACCUCACUUCAUUUUGUUAAGUAUUGAUGCUCCUAUCAGUGUGCGAUGGCAGCGCUUUCGUGAGAGAUGUGCCCAAGAGAACAAGGAAGCUCCAGCACUGGAUGACUUUGUUUUGCGUAACGACGAGCACCUUUAUGAUCCUUUGUCAAGUCUGGCUACCCUUUCGAGCAGAGCUCAGAUUAGGAUUUUGAAUCCCACAACCACCAUUCCUCAGCUGCAAGCUUCGCUCGAUGCUUUGAAUCUCCUCGACCCUGCCAGGAUGAGACCGACCUGGGACCAGUACUUUAUGCAACUCGCUGAUCUUGCUGCUCGACGAAGCAAUUGUAUGAGGAGACAAGUUGGCUGUGUUCUUGUCCGAGGCAAGCGUGUCAUCAGCACCGGUUACAACGGUACUCCAAGGAAUGUCACCAACUGUAAUGAGGGCGGUUGUGCUCGUUGCAAUACCAGCAAAGGAGGUGGUACCGGGCUAAGCACAUGCUUGUGUCUCCAUGCAGAAGAGAAUGCACUUCUUGAGGCAGGUCGAGAGCGCGUAGGCGAUGGCGCUGUACUAUACUGUAACACGCAAGUCUCUNCCCUUCCUGAUACUACUGCUCGUGCUGACUGUUAUAGUUGUCCUUGCUUGACAUGUAGUGUGAAGAUUGUCCAGGUCGGCAUCACCGAGGUCGUUUUCAGUCAAAGUUACCACAUGGACACUCAGAGUGCAAAGAUCUUCCAGGAGGCGGGCGUGCACCUGCGACAAUAUGCUCCGGUAAGCACCUCGGCAUUUCCGACAGUUCUCACACUGACAGCCAACAGCNCACGAGAGGGUCUCGUCAAUCUUUGUGACCUUGGUAUCGCGAAAUCUGAUCAGGCAUGA
This is a messenger RNA of Aureobasidium musti, 1128 nucleotides long. NCBI's taxonomy places the organism in Eukaryota, Fungi, Ascomycota, Dothideomycetes, Dothideales, Saccotheciaceae. The record is from the annotation of a GenBank genome assembly.